UGUUUUUGCAUUUUUCAUUCUUAAUUGUCAAAUAUUUAAUGAUCGUGAGCGAAGAUCAGCACUCUAGCGAUAACAAUUAUUUGGAAGAUUUUUGUUUAGAGGUGUGAAUUAUUAGGCGAAAGGGGGAAGAGGAUUAAAAAAGGAAGGGAAUAUCUGGUUGUCGUUUGAAAAUAUUUGUGGGACAGUUGGGUGGUUGUUUGAUAAAGUAAAGAACGCAUCGGCAGAAGAAGGCGUGAACUGAGAGGGGCGUUUCUCUGGCGUGGGCGUAUCAUUGGAUAAUGAAACAAACCCCGUGGGGCUUCACUACUUUUUUCUUCAAUGUGUUUGACGAAAAGUAAAGGCCAAGAAAACGCAGCCCGCCUGGUUCUUCACUUCUUCCUCUCUCUUCCUUCAAUUCAUUGAGACCCCAUUCCAUUUUUAAGGCAGGCAAAAAGGAGUGUUUCAAAAUUUUAACAGAUAAUAAAGUAGACACUGACACACCCAACAAAAGCAGCGGCAGCAGGGGGCCAAAACUGAACCAAAUCCUUGCUCUCUCUCUCUCUCUCUCUCUCUCUUCUUCUUCUUCUUCUUCUUCUUCUUCUUCUUCUUCUCUGAUCCUCUGCGAGGAGUCUGAGGACUGUCUUUUAAAAACCGCACAUCCCAAAACCAAAAUCCCCAAAUGGGCUUUGCGAGAAAAGGACUUUUUUGAAACAGGGGCACUAUGAAAUUGGGCAGAGAUGCUAAAGCGAUCCAUUCGGCGGAUUUGUUGGUGUGUUUUCCUUCUCGAUCGAAUCUGACUUUAAUGCCGAAGCCGCUUUGUAGUCCAGCGAGGGGAUUGGAUUCCAACAAGCUCCGCCGCAGCCACCGCCACCACCAUCGCCGGAGGAAAUCGACCUCCGCCGCCAGUCCGCUGAUAUGGGCGAAACCCAAGACAAUGGGGUCCGAGAUAUCGGAGCCGUCGUCCCCGAAAGUGACGUGUGCUGGGCAGAUAAAGAUCAGGCCCAAGACCGGCUCCUGCAAGAGCUGGCAAUCGGUGAUGGAAGAGAUUGAGAGAAUUCACAACAGGAGGAAAUUACGGAGGAGGAGGUCUAAUUGGGUCGAGUCUUUGGGGUUCAAGAAAGAUAUAAUGCAAUUCUUGACGUGUUUACGGAACAUCCGGUUUGAUUUUCGGUGUUUCAAAGCUUUCCCAGAAGCAGAUUUCACUACGGAAGAAGAAGAUGAAGAGGAGGAGGAAGAAGAGGAGGGAAAAUCUCAGGAAAAUCAAGUGGGAGUUGAGGGAAAUGAAAGCUCCAGAACUGCAUUUUCUAAAUGGUUUAUGGUUUUACAGGAAAGUGGGGCUAGUAAUGGGAUUUGCAGAGAAAGCAAUGGCCCGCCAUUGGCACCUCCCAAGAAUGCUCUUUUGCUAAUGCGAUGCAGGUCUGCUCCAGCAAAGAGUUGGCAGGAGGAAGAAGAAGAAGAAGAAGAAGAAGAAGAAGAAGAAGAAGAAGAAGAAGAAGAAGCAGCAGCAGAAGAAGAUGAAAAGGAAGUGAAGGUGAAGAAGAGCUUGAAAUGGCUAAUGGAGGAAGAGAACAGAGAGAGAUUGGUUAUGGAAAUGGGGCCUGAUUUCUGCAGAAUGUCAUCGGAGAUUGCAAAGGAGACAUGGGUUGGCAGGGAUUUGUUUUCAAGGAGUCGGAGUUGGAAGGCUUGAUUAUCUCUGAAUUCUGAUAUCCUACAUUUUCCUUUUCAUGCUUUGAAUAUUUUUCAAAUUCUGGAGUCUGAAUCUUUUUUGAAUCUUCGAGUAUUAAUGGUUUUGGUUGUAUGUUGUUGUACAGUUACUUUAUAAUUUGGUUGGAGAGGAUUUGGGUGUCGUGUUUAAGUAUGAGACACGCAUAAACUCAAAUAUAAUAGAUUGGUUUGUCAAUCUCUCAAGUGUUCGUUCAAUACCAAAUAAUGAAAUCUAAUUAAGGGAUUUCUUUCUUUA
Momordica charantia (bitter melon) is the source of this 1939-nucleotide messenger RNA. Its product is annotated as nucleolar GTP-binding protein. The record is from RefSeq and is a predicted model, not a curated record. NCBI's taxonomy places the organism in Eukaryota, Viridiplantae, Streptophyta, Magnoliopsida, Cucurbitales, Cucurbitaceae.